Aspergillus welwitschiae is the source of this 742-nucleotide messenger RNA. RefSeq lists its product as uncharacterized. Lineage: Eukaryota; Fungi; Ascomycota; Eurotiomycetes; Eurotiales; Aspergillaceae. The record is from RefSeq and is a predicted model, not a curated record. The transcript has a single exon. Bases 347 to 514 code for a protein of 55 amino acids.
AGGGGACUACCUCUCAUCUGCUUCAAUAAUUGAACGCAACGAGGCUUUCCCCCUUUUCUGCAUCGCCCCCUGGAUUCUACUCAAUUCAUUGGCCUGCUACCAGGCUCGGCGAAAACAGGGAAAUUCUACUGAAGUUUGUUUUUCCUUUAGGUUACACGACCCAUAUCCUAUACCUAAACCCCGGUUCUGGGUCAAAGACACAGUUACCAAGUACCGGGAUAGCUACUACACUUCUACGACGCCCGCGGCCAAACAUACCCCCGGCUGCUUGUGGGGUUAGCACUUCUAGGGCUGACAUCCACUACCACUAUUGGUCAAAGGCGCUCAGUGGCUGAUUAAAAUAAUUAUGAGGUCGUCUGCGAAGGCCAGCGUCGACCCGGAUUGCCGGAAGGUUUUCAAUCACUAUUGGGUCCCUGUGAAUCACAGCCCUGUACUUUUGACUGCUUCGGAUCGCCGUCUAGCCCUUCUUCGAUCCAGAACAGGAAUACACAGGGCAUGUCCCAUGUGGCGGUAGCAACGGAAAACAUCCUCUGCCCUAUUUAGUUCCCUGAUACGUGUGAUAUCUGAUACAUAUGCUACAUAGGAUUCGCUGUAUCUGUGACACCAUCAGCCCACAUCCAUGUGAUUCUUCCAUGAAGCAAUCCCCGGCUGAACAGGAGCAAGGGUAAAAGAAUGGCAACGAAAAAUGGUUUAAAAAAAAAAAAAAAUUGGCAAGAUGGGUGUUUACCAAUGUUUUCUACCG